AUGAGUGACGACAAUAAAGAGAUUGUUGUUAUUGGUCAUCAUAAUCCAGAUACAGAUGCAAUUACAGCAGCAUUAGUUUAUGCUGACUUUCUUCGUCGAAUGAAUCUUAAUGCUAAAGCUUAUCGUCUUGGUGAUCUCAAUAAUGAAACUAAAUUUGUAUUGAAAACAAUCGGUAUUGAAGAACCUGAAAUGUUACCAGAUAAUAUGCCCGAAGGUACACAAGUGGCAUUGGUCGAUCAUAAUGAAAGUCAACAAUCAAUGAAAAAUUUGAAAAAAAUGAAUGUUACUCAUGUUGUUGAUCAUCAUAAAUUAGGCGAUCUAACAACUUCUGAACCUGUCUAUUUGCGCUUUGAACCUGUUGGAUGUACUGGUACAAUUUUAACAAAACUAUUUCAUGAACACAAUUUAGAUAUUGAUCAAACAACAGCUUUUCUACUCAUAAGUGGUAUUCUCAGUGAUACACUCCACUUUCGAUCACCAACAACUACUGAUGAUGAUAGAAAAAUUGUCGAAUAUUUAUAUCCACUUACGAAAAUUGACAAUCUGGAAUCCUAUGUUAAGAAAUUGUUUGAAGCCAAAAGUACUGGGGAAACAUGUAAUGUGGAUACAAUGUUAGAACGAAAGGAUGAGUUUCUUCAUGAAAUGAAUGAAGAAAAGAAGAGGAGCAAUUUAGCGGGUAUUUUAUUUUCAAUUGUUGAUAUUCUUAAACAAAAGAAUUUGACAUUAAUACCUGGCGAACAUGAAGAACAAGUAGUUCGAGCAGCAUUCAAAGUCGACGUUAAUGAUUGUAUAGCUGACUUGGGUUCAAGAAUAAGUCGAAAGAAAGAAAUUAUUCCAGUACUUGAAGCAUAUUUUAAUUCAAAUUCGUAA
Messenger RNA from Rotaria sp. Silwood1, 870 nucleotides. The record is from the annotation of a GenBank genome assembly. Lineage: Eukaryota; Metazoa; Rotifera; Eurotatoria; Philodinida; Philodinidae.